Messenger RNA from Dreissena polymorpha, 1487 nucleotides. RefSeq lists its product as uncharacterized. The record is from RefSeq and is a predicted model, not a curated record. The transcript has 4 exons. Bases 369 to 1274 code for a protein of 301 amino acids. Lineage: Eukaryota; Metazoa; Mollusca; Bivalvia; Myida; Dreissenidae.
UUUCUUUUUUUGUCGUAGAGCGAACAUGAAACAGCAUCAAACGGUGCGAAUUUGCGUUGAGAAAAUGUGUUUUAAUAGUUAAACGCUAUGUUGUUUAAUAAGUUUAAAGAGUUGGGAAUCAAGUUUUGGGUCAAAAUAAUCCUACUAAUCGAUCAGCGCUAAUGAUUACUUGUUCCAGUUAUACUUGAACGCUAUUCAAAAGCUUUGAUUAAAAACAAAUAUUUGUAAGUGCUCAAAUGUUAUUCAUUGAUACGGACAAUUUUUAUUCUGUUGAAUAACAACAUAAAAGCGAGCGAAUAAAAUGAAACACAAAUUUAACAGCUGGCGUGUCCCUACUUAGGACAAAUAUUGGAUUAUAAUAACAAAAUAUGGAGUCAACGGCAUCGAUGGCAAACUUGCUCCUCACUAUCCUGAUGAUGACUUUGUACAAACCUUUAUCCGCACAGAAUCCAGGAUUAAGAAGUAUAGAUCUGCAAGUGCAAACUCAAUUGGCGAGAAUCAGAGAACUAGCAAAAAUAAAAGCGCAAAUAUUACAGCGUCUGGGCGUCUCUGAGCCUCCACGGUCCCCCACGCCUCCGCCGAAACCGGAACAGAGAGCUAUAGACAAUAACGACAAUGCGAAGACAUACAAACUGCUCCACCUUGUUAGCAUUCAUUCUGAGCCAUCAGAUGAGUUCGCAGACGACAAGAUAAUACAGUUCCAUCUUGGAUCUCUGACAGCAGAUAAAAAGACAGUUAUAGAAAGUGUAAAUUUAUUGCUAAGAAUAAAGAAUAAGAAAUCUCUUAAAAAGAGCACACACGAAUUGAGUUCAGAUAUCAACUUAAAUUCGUUUACUCAAUCGCUUGGACAAUCGAUUGACGGUCUACCGUUGGCCAAACAUCUUACUAAAAAAGAAAAGGGAAAUUUAAAGACCGUAUGGCGAGAGAAAAAUCGUGGAGCGAAUGAAUUGCCAAUUACAUUAAUUGUGUCAAAUGUGACAGAAAGUGGUCAACCCGAUGUUAUUCUCACUAAAUUUAAAUCGACGCUCAGAAAAUCUAUAAACGUGAAACUUAGUCUACCUAUUAAUCUGAUUAAACAAUCAUUCGACGAGAAAGAACAUACGCUGUGUUUGUAUGUACAAUGUGAUGGAUGUGGGAAACGCGCCAUGUUGAUAUUAAAUCACAAACUUAGAAGGAGACAAAGACACACGAGAAAGCAAAGAAGCAAGCCACGAUCUCUACACAAACGUAGACCUAUUUUAUUUAUACAGUCUCGGAUAACAGCAGUUCGUUAACUUAACGUUAACCAAAUAUAGCCAAUACACUAUGUGUUUGAAUUUUUGAAAGAGAAAUUCUCUUGUUUUCGAAAUGCAGUUAUUUCAGUUACUAUUUGAAUUUUGUAAAGCAUAUCUCUCGAAAAUUCUGAAAAACAGAAUCUAGACAUGAGCCUUAUGUUUGUUCUCUAUUUAAUAAAUUAAUAUAUUGUCCGAAACAAUAUGAAAACUCAA